Messenger RNA from Microstroma glucosiphilum, 1115 nucleotides. RefSeq names its product Der1-like protein. The record is from RefSeq and is a predicted model, not a curated record. Gene Ontology annotation, cellular component: endoplasmic reticulum membrane; Hrd1p ubiquitin ligase ERAD-L complex. Gene Ontology annotation, molecular function: misfolded protein binding; ubiquitin-specific protease binding. Bases 307 to 1011 code for a protein of 234 amino acids. The transcript has 6 exons. Lineage: Eukaryota; Fungi; Basidiomycota; Exobasidiomycetes; Microstromatales; Microstromataceae. Gene Ontology annotation, biological process: endoplasmic reticulum unfolded protein response.
GCCGACGAGUCGUCAAUGUCGCCUUGCGUGACUUGACACGAUUUGCCCUGCGUCCCUCCCUGCCUCCGUCCAUCCGCUCGCUGGUCUGUGCAUUCCUCGGACGCGGAGACGUGGAAGCUCAGAGCCGAGGGUCGCUCUUUGAUCUUGUAUCCAUACCAUACUCAGCAUCAGCAGCAUACCAAAGCCAUCUUCACGGCAAGCUCAAGCCAAGAGGACUUACUUCUAAGCCUUGUGCAGGCUUACCCCGAGGCCCAGUAGAGGGAAAAGGAAGGCAUAGCGCAGCAGGUAGAGCCAAAGCAGGUAAAGAUGGACGAGCUGCUUAAAAUUCCACCCAUCACCCGCUCCCUCGUCGGUCUCGUCCUUCUCGUCUCCGUGGGUCCCAUUCUCCAACUAGCAAACCCUUACACCUUUCUCCUCUGGUGGCCAGCAAUAUUGAAGAAACAGCAGGUAUGGCGGUUGAUUACUUGUUUCUUUUUGACGGGUGGGGGCAAUAUGCAGAUCAUCUUUGAUGUGUUUAUGCUUGGACGGAACACGAUGGAGCUCGAGUUGAAUCACUUUCAUCGGUCUACGGCCGAUUUCACUUGGGCACUCAUGGUCAUCGGAUCCCUCAUCAUCGCAACCAACUACCCGCUAGGAUCAACGGUCCUCUUCAAGCCGAUGCUGAUGGCAAUCAAUUACCUGUGGGCCCGAUCCAAUGCAGGAGCUACCGUGUCCCUAUUUGGAGUGGUCAGCUGCCCAGCCUCUCUGCUACCCUACGCCUACCUUGUCUUCGAUCUAAUCCUCGGCGGUCUCCCCCUCUUCAUCCACUCCUCCACCGGUCUCCUCGCAGCCUACCUCUACCACCAACUUCGGCACGACCUCCCCUCCAACGGUGGUCCUCGACUCAUCCCCACUCCAGCUUGGCUGCAGAGGGCUCUCCCUCCCUCGGUGGAUCCACAGUGGUGCUUCAGGUGGUAUAAGCUGGUCCUCCUACCUCCCCUCGUUCCUCCAAGACGGCAACGCAAGAAAUAGCAGUAGCAGUAGCAGCAGUGGAGCUACCUCCAGGGGUGCAAGCAGCGCAGAAUCCGCCGAGCAGGCACGGAAGCGCUCUGCCCUCCUCGAAGCAACCGAGAAGC